Molecule: messenger RNA, 3054 nt
Organism: Didymosphaeria variabile
Lineage: Eukaryota; Fungi; Ascomycota; Dothideomycetes; Pleosporales; Didymosphaeriaceae
Gene: srs2
Product: ATP-dependent DNA helicase srs2
Exons: 1
Coding region: 1-3054 (1017 amino acids)
Biological process (GO): recombinational repair
Cellular component (GO): nucleus
Molecular function (GO): 3'-5' DNA helicase activity; ATP binding; hydrolase activity
Source: RefSeq, a predicted model, not a curated record
AUGGACGCGCUGCUGGACGGCCUCAACGAUGCGCAGCGGAGCGCCGUCACUAGUCCUGCAUCCAUCCUGCAGGUACUUGCUCCGCCCGGUUCUGGGAAAACGAAAACGCUCACGGCGCGCGUCGCGUAUCUGGUCAAUCACGAGCGACUGCAACCAUGGAACAUAAUUGUCUGCACCUUUACCAUCAAGGCCGCACGCGAGAUGAAAGAGAGGAUCUGUGGCUUUGUCGGCGAAGGUACCGAAAAGAAGUUAAUUCUGGGCACUUUUCACUCGGUCGCCCGCCGCUUCCUCGUUCGCUACGGCCAGGAGAUUGGUAUUCCAAAGAACUUUGGCAUUGCCGACACUACCGAUAGCAAGUCAAUCAUCAAGCGAAUUAUCGACACUCGACAGUGCCUUGUACCGCCCGAUCAGGCUCGCAGUCGGAUUUCUGGGCUCAAGGCACGCAAUGUUUCCGCAGGGCAGUUUGCCGCCACCCAGAAGAAGGCAGACGAGCAUGAGUUUGCAAAUGUCUACUACGAGUACGAAGAGCAAUUGAAGUCACAAAACCUCCUGGACUACGAUGACCUCCUCGUACGGUGCGUAGAGCUUCUUCAAAGGAAGCCGGAGUGCGUGUCCAGCAUACAGGCCGUGCUGAUUGACGAAUAUCAAGACACGAAUAAUGUGCAAUAUGAGCUUAUGAAACUUCUGGCUCAGGCAAGGGGACGCAUCACGAUCGUUGGCGACCCAGAUCAGAGCAUAUACAGCUUCCGUGCAGCUGAGAUUAAGAACCUACUCCGGAUGCGGAAAGAUUACCCAGACUCUUGUGUCAUCAACCUUGAAAUGAAUUACCGGUCUUCUGGUUGUAUCCUGACCACAGCGAUGGCUGUUAUCGAACAAGACGAGUCUCGUCCCGAAAAGGCACUUAUUGCAACGCAUUGUGUGGGUGAGCACCCCACGCUUCGUCACCUAGCCAAUGCGCAAGUCGAAGCGUGGUGGCUUGUCGACGAGAUCCAACGAACAACAACACUUACUGCAGGGCUGUUGGGCUACAACGAUUACGCCAUUCUCAUUCGCUCAGCCGCGCUAUCCUUGUCGAUCGAAAGAGCACUCGCCAAAGCAGGCAUACCCUAUCGCAUGGUCGGUGGCUUACGUUUCUUUGAUCGGGCAGAGAUCAAACUUGUGCUAGAUUAUCUACGCAUCAUCAACCAACCGGAGAGCAACGACGUGUUGAUGCGGGUCAUCAAUCGACCAUCCCGGAAAAUUGGAGAGAGCACCGUCAAAGCCCUUGUUAAAGAAGCAGAAGAGGAAAAGACGUCUUUCUGGACACUCAUUCUAGCUAUUGCUCAGGGCAGAAGGAAACCACGAUCCAAAGUCGCGAAGCCUGCGCAAUUCGGGAUCGAGACAUUCGUGAACCUCAUACUGACUUCCCAAAAGAAACUUCGACAAGAAGACUCAUGCGAUCUCCUGGGUCUGAUCGAUCAUGUCAGCAAAAAGAUCAAUCUCGAAGCCUAUCUGAAGAACACAUACAAGGAAGACUGGAAAGAGCGGUGGGCAAAUUACGAGGAGCUUGUCUCUCAAGCGACACAAAUGGCGACAAGUGUAGUGGAUGGUGAAGAAGUCGCCGACGAUGCGUUGCCGGUGGUUGAGGGUAUCGAACAGCGUCAAGAUACGGCUGCUGAUAUCCUUUCGAAAUUUCUUGCGAAUGUCACUCUAUCGUCCGCUGUGGAGCAGCCAAACGGAGAAGAAGUAAGUCAGGUCACCAUCUCCACCAUACAUGCCGCCAAAGGACUCGAGUGGCCUGUGGUCUUCCUUCCAGCAGUCUACAAUGGAUCGAUACCUCAUUCUCGAGCUGAAGACCAUGAUGAGGAGAGACGUUUGCUUUAUGUCGGCAUGACCAGAGCUAAGGGCUUGCUAUACUUGAGCUGCCCCGUCAAGCUCGCUUCAUCGGACGACACUGUCUUGUCGAAAUUCGUCGACGACCCUGAAAUACAAAAGUUCUUCAGCCGUAGUGGCCCGAGCAUUGGGUCCUCCGCCAUAAGGGACCUCGCACAGAUACUUGGACGAGCUUGCCCGCUUGCUUCAGAGGUCCAGACCGCUCAGAGCUUAGUGGAGCGUAUAGAAGAUGACAAAUAUCCAUUUACCAGGGAUGAAAUAGACGGCACGGAGUGCUGGUCCAACUUCCCAAAUACAAAAAAUGCCUCGUCAGAACCGUGGGCCAAACGACCAAAGAACCAACACUCGACUUUCGAGCAGGGUGGGAAUUCGUACGAGAAUGUGGAGCAGUGGCAUUCUGGAGGAGGCUAUAGCAUGGGUAUUACCAACGUCGGCGGAAACACUGGUUUUACGAGUGCUAGGGAUGUGCGAACUCUGCAGCAAGAGGCCGAAAACGCACGAAUGCUCGCAAGCGCCAACGCACCUGGCAGAUUAGCUUACAGUGAAGUCAAUGUGCUGGGCACGUCAUCAAAGCCGGUGUUUAAAGAAGUCAACAGGCUUGGUACGAACUCAACACAGUCGAAGAGAAGCAAGCCACGUGCCGCAGGACAGGGCUCCAUCACCGGCUUCUUCAAGCGUUCCGCGAGCUCCAUGUCCGAGGAACAAGAUCCGCCACUUCGCGUCCCAAAACUUCAAGCACUCCCUCGGAACACGCCUACUACAUUCUCUCGUCCACUCGCAGAUGUCUCAAAUAGGCAGCCCCAUUCCCAUCCUCCACGACCCUACCGCCCCUACCAACCCCCCUCAUAUCCUAGCCACACCCUUCACACCGCGCCCAUGUCCAGCAAACCGAAGAAAGCCCCUUGCGACGAAUCUUCGAAAUACGUCCUACUCUCAAGCUCCCCACCAAAACCAGACAACGAGCCCAUCGUAAUCUCAUCGGAGGACAAGAUCGAUCCGGUGAGAAGCGAGCCUUCAACAUCGGGCUUCCGGCCGGCAUCGACGUUCCACACUACGUCGAUGAACCAGCUGCAGAAUCAAUCUGGGGGCGGCGUGCAGAGGAGGACGCUGGGUGCGAGGAGGAGCAUGCAGGGGUGGAGUGUUAAGCAUAGUGCGCCACCGCGGCCUAGGCAGUCGCAGUAG